Messenger RNA from Aegilops tauschii subsp. strangulata, 4188 nucleotides. RefSeq lists its product as uncharacterized. The record is from RefSeq and is a predicted model, not a curated record. NCBI's taxonomy places the organism in Eukaryota, Viridiplantae, Streptophyta, Magnoliopsida, Poales, Poaceae. Gene Ontology annotation, cellular component: mitochondrial outer membrane. Gene Ontology annotation, molecular function: ATP binding; protein binding; ATP hydrolysis activity.
CAAAAGAAAAACAUCCAUUUCCGACGUACGAAGCCGAACCCGAAAGUUUUCCUCUCGAGACGAGAGGAGAGGAGAGGAGGAGAGAAACCCUCGGCACGCCUCCGGCGAACGCGACACGAUGGUGGAGACUCGCCGGAGCUCCGCCGCCAAGCGCCCCUCCUCUACGUCACCGCCCCCCGGCUCCCCCUCCGCCUCCGCCCCUCCCCCGAAGCGCCCCAAGGCGGAACCUCCGGCGUCGCCGACGUCGUCUGCGCCCGGAAGGGCCGAGGAGGAUUCGGAGGCGGCCGCGGCCACCAGGAGCGCCGGCUUGGCGGACGACGCCCUGACACCGGCGAUCAAAGAUCAAGGAGGGGAUAAGCGGGCGGCUGCUGCUGCUGCUGAGAGCUCGCGUAGGAGGAAGGAAACGCCACCGCAGCAGCAUGCGGCGCCAUGGGCCAAGCUGCUCUCGCAGUGCUCACAGAGUCCUCAUCUUCCUAUCAGUGUCCCUCAAUUUUCUGUUGGCCAAAGCAAAAGAUGUAAUCUAUUGUUGAAAGACCAAUCUGUCAGCGAAAUACUUUGCAAGCUGCGGCACGUUGAGCAAGGAGGUCCGUGCGAGUUAGAGGUUAUAGGCGACAAGGGUGUGGUCCUAUUAAAUGGAAGGGCCGUAAAUCCAGGCAUGAAAGUUCCCCUUACUGGAGGGGAUGAAGUCGUAUUCAGUUCAUGCGGCAAACAUGCUUAUAUUUUUCAGCAUCCUUUGAAUGAUAAAGUUGCUAAAGCGGUGACAUCAUCAGCCGUUGGCCUUCUAGAACCUCCAGUUGCCGGUGUCAAGCAUAUCCAUAUGGAGAACAGAACAGAAGUCACUUCGACUGUUGCGGGGACAGAGAUGUUAGCAUCCGUAUCGAGUCAAUCGAAGGACCUACCAGCAGUGCCACCUGCAUCAGCUGAGGAGGAGAAUCAGAGAGUAGUGCAACCUAUCAUAUCAUCUGCUUCUGAUAAAUCAAAAGGGCACUGCAUCAGCCCUGAUAAGGAAUGCGAGAAUGGGGAAAACACUAAUGAGGCUAAUUCUAAUAUUGAAGACUCUCCAAUGGAUGUGGCUGCAACCCCCAUAUCUCCUGAUGCUGUUGCUAAUGACACGAGUCGACAAAAUGGCUUUGGAUCUGAUGCUCAUCUUGAUGAAAUCGGUAAGAUUGCAACUUAUAAGAUAAGGCCAGUUCUGAGGAUGAUUGCAGGGUCAACUGUAUCAGAGUUCGAUUUGACUGGUGAUCUUUUUAAAGCUCUUGAAGAUCAGAGGGAUCUCAUCAGGGAUCUUAACACGUCAGCCAGCUUACCUCCGAGCAGAUGCCAAGCCUUUAAGGACGCGAUGAAACAAGGAAUUAUUAGUCCAAGUGAUAUUGAAGUUACAUUUGAGAAUUUCCCCUACUAUCUUAGCGAGAAUACGAAGAAUGUGCUCUUAUCAUGUUCAUUCCUUCAUUUGGAAAAGAAGGAAUUCAUUAAGCAGUUCUCCGAAAUUUCAUCAAUAAACCAGCGAAUUUUAUUAUCUGGUCCAUCAGGUUCUGAGAUUUAUCAGGAAACAUUGAUAAAGGCACUUGCCAAACAUUUUGGUGCUAGACUACUUGUUGUGGAUUCACUCCUGUUGCCUGGGGUGCCUUCAAAGGACCCAGAAACCCAGAAAGAUGUUGGCAAGGCUGAUAAGUCAGGGGACAAGGCAGGUGGUGAGAAAUUGACAAUUCUUCAUAAGCACCGCUCUUCCUUGGCAGACACAAUGCACUUCAGAAGACCAGCUGCACCAACUUCCAGUGUGAAUGCUGAUAUUGUGGGUACAUCCACUCUACAUUCUGCAACUUUGCCCAAACAGGAGUCCUCAACAGCUACAUCCAAGGGCUAUACUUUUAGAGAAGGGGAGAGGGUGAGGUAUGUGGGUCCAGCUCAGACACCUUCAGGCAUACAUCGGGGCCCAAGUUACGGUUAUCGAGGCAGAGUGAUGCUUGCUUUCGAAGAAAAUGGAUCGUCUAAAAUUGGAGUCCGAUUCGACAAGCAGAUCCCUGAUGGUAAUGAUCUUGGUGGUUUGUGUGAGGAAGAUCAUGGCUUCUUCUGUUCUGCUGAAUUGCUCCGCCCAGACUUUUCUGGUAGUGAAGAAGUUGAAAGGCUAGCUAUGACCGAGUUAAUUGAGGUCAUCUCAGAAGAAAGCAAAAUUGGUUCUCUGAUAGUGUUACUAAAGGAUGUAGAGAAAUCAUUCACUGGAAUCACAGAAUCAUUUUCAUCUUUAAGGAACAAACUCGAAUUGCUUCCACCUGGUGUUCUGAUUAUAGGAUCCCACACCCAGAUGGACAGCCGUAAAGAGAAGGCACAUCCUGGUGGAUUUCUUUUUACGAAGUUCGCUAGUAGCAGCCAGACGCUCUUCGACCUUUUCCCGGAUAGCUUUGGUAGUCGGUUGCACGAAAGGAACAAAGAAAGCCCGAAGGCAAUGAAACAUCUAAAUAAACUUUUCCCGAACAAAAUUUCCAUCCAGCUUCCACAGGAUGAAGCAUUACUUACCAGUUGGAAGCAACAAUUGGAUCGUGAUGUUGAAACCCUUAAAGCAAAAUCUAACAUCGGUAGCAUUCGUACGUUUUUGAAUCGCAGUGCAAUCGAAUGCAAUGACCUUGAAGAAUUAUUCAUUAAAGAUCAGUCACUGACUAAUGAAAAUGUGGACAAGAUUGUCGGGUACGCUGUCAGUUAUCAUCUUAAGCACAAUAAAGUCGAAACCUCCAAGGACGGUAAACUUAUUAUCACGAGCGGAAGCCUUAAGCAUGGCCUCGACAUGCUACAGAGCAUCCAUAGUGAUAACAAGAGCUCAAAAAAAUCGUUAAAGGAUGUUGCCACAGAGAACGAGUUUGAGAAAAGGCUUCUGGCAGAUGUUAUACCACCGAAUGAUAUUGGAGUCACCUUUGAUGAUAUUGGUGCGUUGGAGAAUGUAAAGGAAACAUUGAAGGAGUUGGUGAUGCUCCCACUGCAAAGGCCGGAAUUGUUCUGCAAAGGGCAGUUAACGAAGCCUUGCAAGGGAAUAUUGCUCUUCGGGCCUCCUGGCACUGGGAAAACUAUGCUUGCUAAAGCAGUAGCAACUGAAGCAGGCGCCAACUUCAUCAAUAUAUCAAUGUCAAGCAUUACAUCGAAGUGGUUUGGUGAAGGGGAGAAAUAUGUGAAGGCUGUUUUUUCAUUAGCAAGUAAAAUAUCCCCCAGUGUUAUUUUUAUUGAUGAGGUCGAUAGUAUGUUAGGAAGGAGAGAAAAUCCUGGGGAGCAUGAAGCCAUGCGCAAGAUGAAAAAUGAAUUUAUGGUAAAUUGGGACGGGUUGCGAACGAAAGAUAAAGAACGUGUACUGGUUCUUGGUGCCACAAAUAGACCUUUUGACCUGGACGAGGCUGUGAUUAGGAGGUUCCCCCGCAGGCUAAUGGUAAAUUUACCUGACGCAUCAAAUAGAGAGAAAAUUUUGAAAGUUAUUUUAGCAAAAGAAGAGUUGGGACAAGAUACUGAUCUGGAGUCACUUGCUAAUAUGACUGAUGGAUAUUCAGGAAGUGACCUGAAGAAUCUAUGUGUAACUGCAGCGCACUACCCCAUUCGAGAAAUCCUAGAGAAGGAAAAGAAGGAGAAGAAUGUUGCAAAGUCAGAAGGUAGGCCUGAGCCUGCCUUGCAUGGAAGCGAGGACGUCCGUCCUCUUAGUUUGGAUGACUUCAAAUCUGCCCAUGAGCAGGUUUGCGCGAGCGUGUCAUCUGAUUCGGCAAACAUGAAUGAGCUUGUCCAAUGGAACGACCUCUACGGCGAAGGAGGUUCAAGGAAGAAGAAAGCACUGAGCUACUUCAUGUGAGAGCUCUCACAAGAAUGUGCCAUAUUGUACAGUCGCUAUACUACCCCUCCCUCCUCGGCAGGUGCAUCUUGGCGACUUGUCCGGCCAAAACCAGUCGGGUUUUUCCUCCUCUCCCCUUCAGGAGCAGCGGCCGCCUACCAUCCUGAUCCUCCUCCCUCCCGUGUAAUUAAAAUUGUGCACCGAGUCUGGGUUAUUUAUCAGCUUCUGUUUGUUCCUAUUAACUUCAAAAAAGAGAAUCCUCCAUCCUCCUCUCUUGAUCACCUGCCUGUUUGCAGCCAAUUGUCGUUGAGCUUGGCUGUAGGCCCCUUGUGUGCACCUAUGUACAUGUUUAAUGAAAGGGCAUGGAAUAAGAACCUUUUCCUCUUGUA